AAUUUCUAGAUUGCAAUUAUGCGUUCCAUUGAUGUUAAUGACAGGGCGAUCAAGGAUGCCUUCAAAAGCUAUCAGUACUCUCUAUCACGGAGUAAGAAGAAUUUCUUCUACAAAAGAGGCAAUAGUAACGAUUCCAAGGUGGUUAACUCUAAAUAUGGAGGCCAUUUCACCAAGUACAGGACUAGGCAGAAUUCACCAAAUCGGCCUAUCAAGCCGAGGGAAAAUAUCCAUGAUAAUCUGCACAACUUCCAAAUGUUUCAUAAAGUUUCAGAGAGGAAGCUACAAGUCCCAAAGAGGAGAAUUGAGACGGGAAAAAUUAACUUUGUACUAGGCAAGAAGAAGCCUAAGAGAUUUGUAGGAGAGAGUCAGGCUACUGGAGACAGCACUUACUGGACUACAAGUCAUACAAAAUCCCUCACUAGGGAGAAUUUUAAGAAGAAAAAUAGCCCAAAGAGCUCUUGGAGUACCCCUUUUGCGAAGAAAAUCAAUCUGAAAUCCUCAGCUAUUGAUGAUAUUUUUAAAAGCGAAAACUCUCAAAAGAGGGAAACAGAGGGACCUAGCUCAUAUAAAGCCAAAAGAUUUAAUGCAACUCACCAUAUGGAAAAGAGACGUACUGAGAAAUCUACCACAGAAGAGUCCAAGGACAGAGUCCCAGUGGCUGCAGUCCCUGAGAUCAAGCCUUUCAAAGGAGCUGUGAUAGACCCUAACAAUAUUGUACAGGAGUAUCAAGAAAAAGAAAGUAUAAAAAUCUGCUCCGUUUUCGAAAAAUCUAGAACUGGUUUUAUACCAAUCGGGCCUGAAACUGGGUUCCAGGCUAAGACUAAUCAGGAUGCUUACAUGACUGUUAAGUCAUUCUGUGGAGUUCCUGGGCAAUACUUCCUUGGAGUCUUUGACGGGCAUGGCUACAAUGGCCACAAAGUGUCGAAAUAUAUCAAAAAGAAGCUACCUAAAAACAUUCGAAGCAAAGUUUCUGAUCAAACCCAUAGCUAUAUUGACAAAGUAAAGCAAGGCAAAGGGAAUGGAGGAAGAAUCAUCCAGGCUUUCAACAGUCGGAGGUCCAGUGCUCCCAAUACUUCUGAAGAGACUCAAGAAUUAGGAAACAUCUUUGAUUCUGUGGGGAAGGAAGGGGCUGAAAAAUAGGGGAAUCAUUGAACAAAGUUUUUAUCAUACCCAUUCCGACUUGAAGAAGCAGAAAUUUGACAUCGAGUUUUCAGGCACAACGGCAGUGGCUUGUAUCAUCAGUCCAAAUGGUGUCCUUACCUGUGCAAAUAUUGGAGAUUCCAGAGCAAUCCUUCUCAGUGAAUCUAAAGGAGAAUGGAGCUUCACUGCACUCUCAAGAGACCAUAAGCCUGAAGAUCCUAGCGAAUAUGAAAGAAUUCUUAAAUAUGGCGGAAGAGUCGAAGCAUACAAAGAUGAAUUCGGAGAGGAUUAUGGCCCUAAAAGAGUCUGGCUCAAAUCUGAAAACCUUCCUGGCCUUGCCAUGAGCAGGUCCUUCGGAGACCUCUGAGCCUGCAGAGCAGGAGUAGUACAAAGUCCAGAAUUCAGAGAGCACAAGUUGACCAAAGAAGAUAGAGCCAUCGUCUUAGCAAGUGAUGGUGUCUGGGAAUUCUUGAGUAACAAAGAUGUUAUGAAUAUCCUAAUUCCUUAUCUUGAGAGUAAUAAAGAAGUUGAAGGCAUCAACGAAGUAGUUAAAAAGAGUGUUGCUCACUGGAAAAAAGAAGAUACAGUCAUAGAUGAUAUCACGAUUGUCUUGGCAAAAAUCUCAUCUGGUAGCCGGAAGGAGAUGAAGACUUUCCACACUUCUUCUCAUGUCAAGAGCCAGCAUGACCUCAAGUUAGGCCCAAAUUUUUACAACCUCCAUAGCUAAUAGGUUUCAAGAAA
This is a messenger RNA of Moneuplotes crassus, 1881 nucleotides long. NCBI's taxonomy places the organism in Eukaryota, Ciliophora, Spirotrichea, Euplotida, Euplotidae. The record is from the annotation of a GenBank genome assembly.